This is a messenger RNA of Drepanopeziza brunnea f. sp. 'multigermtubi' MB_m1, 588 nucleotides long. RefSeq lists its product as uncharacterized. The record is from RefSeq and is a predicted model, not a curated record. Lineage: Eukaryota; Fungi; Ascomycota; Leotiomycetes; Helotiales; Drepanopezizaceae.
AUGGCACCGCAAAAGAUGUCCGAGGGCAAAAUCAUCGCCAUCUACGACAUCGUCUGGAAAGUUGAGAUCAACUCCAACGGCGAAACGCAAGUCCACACCCAGUACGGCGGCGAGCGAGUGCAGUUUCGGAGACGGACUUCCCCAGCAGACAUCUCCUCCCCGUCGCGGGAUUCCAGUGGACACGAGCAGCAUCCGUACACGGCGAUCCUCAAGUACGGGACCUACGAAGCCAUCUACCCCUGUCCCUCCACCAUCUUCCGCAACUUCGAUAUCCUCAACCUUCCUUCCGGAAGCCAGUUCUUUGCGGCCUUGCCCCCCAUCAGCGCCAACGGGUCCCUGGCGUUGCGGUUCGUCGAUACCUACGAUGACGAGGGCCUCCCGUUUAUGUGUUUCCGGAUCAGCAGAACGGUCGGGAUAGAGGAGCGGAGCGUGAUCGGCUGGGCGAAAAGAAGGGAGUAUGAUGACGAGAGUGUGGAUCCGGAUAAUCUGACGAGCUUGAGCUUUCGGGAGAAGGAGAAGUUGGCGAGGAGGGAGGAGAUUGCCAUGUUGAGAUUGGAGGGCGUUGAGGAGGGUGAACUGCAGGGUUAA